This is a messenger RNA of Lachancea mirantina, 1308 nucleotides long. The record is from the annotation of a GenBank genome assembly. Lineage: Eukaryota; Fungi; Ascomycota; Saccharomycetes; Saccharomycetales; Saccharomycetaceae.
AUGGGUCGAAUUUGGAAACAAUUCAAAACGCCGGAUGGUAGAGAUUACUACUUCAAUACUUUGACACAGACGUCUACUUGGGAAAGACCAAAAGACCUAGAUGAAGACGCUGGUAAGCAAGACCGAAACAAGAAGCGGAAACUGGAUGAAAAACCGAAAUUUGCCAUUUUGUUGGCCAACGAUUGGUAUUUGGUCAUCACGAGUCUGGGGAACAGAUAUUUUUUUGAUUCUGGGUCUGGGCGAGUUUCUGACGAGUUGGAUGAUGAAGCGUCACAAGAAAUAAUGCUACGAGUUAACCGUGAGAAACUCGUUUUGUUGAUAGGUGUGGCUCGCGGUUAUGAUUACAAAGGACGCGACGCUUAUGGCGAGGUAGUUGGUGAGAUUGAGUCCAUUCGAAAUAGUUUAAGUGACAAAAAUAUUUCUGAAGGUCCUGAAAGUGCAACAUCGAGCCCCGAGGAGAAUUCUGCGACUCCGCAAGGUGAAGCAGGUAUUGUUGCUGGAUACAGUUCCAGCGAUGAUGCUGAGAGCGAUGCUGAAAGUGACGACGAAAUAGGUCAGAUCCUUAUUGAAGAUGUUGACGAAACGUCCGUCGCAGAUCGGGAACAAGCUUUCACACAACUGUUUGCCAAAUAUGAACUGGAUCCGUUUUCGACGUGGAGUUUACAAUCAAAGCAAAUUAAUGCCGAUCCGGAGUACUACUUGAUCAAGGACGAAGCGCGUAGAAGCGAAAUAUUCGAAGGUUGGUGCAUAAAAGUGCUAGCAGACGCUUCAAAAGGCAAUGAACAUAGUAUCGUCGAUGAGUCAGGACUCGAUUCUGAUGACAGUGACGAAGCCCAAUUCGAACCUACCAAAUAUCAUUAUCUGGCUCACAUUGUCUCCAAGAGCAACAUUAAACCGACGACCAUUUACAAAGACGUGAAGUCUGAAAACAAGCAUUUAUUCAAUCAGUUUCGCGUUAAGGACACCAUCACGAAACGGGAACAGGAGAACUUCGUAGCGAAGCUGUUGUUUUACUACAAAAAGUUGAGUCUCGACGAGAGGCAAGCAACGUUUACCGAGUUUCUGGAAUCUAAUAGAACCAAAAUUGAAGCGGGUCUUACAGACCGAGAUAAAUUAAAACAACUUAUAAACAUGGAAACGCUUCCAAAAAAAUCAUAUGAUAUCGAAACUUCUUUGCUUAAUAUCGAGAACUCUAUGGAUGUGUAUGGACGAAACGCAUUUCUACAGACAGAAGUGCGUUACUAUGUCCUGAGUAUCACAGAAAAGAUUAAAUGUUUGCAAAGAUUCUUCAAGCAGACCUUUUCCUAA